UGAUAUGGUCCUAAAAGGAACCUGACAGUAGCAAAGAGGGGUUUUGGACAUCCGGCAAGAAAGCUUUCUUUAAUGGUGAACAAGUAGCGGACAUCGUCGUCCUUCUGGAAACUGCGAUCCUUGACAAACAACUCUUACGUAAUCGAGCCCUCACCACCCGACUCGCACAGAGCAAACGCGCGCUACAAACGAACUGGACGACAACUCAUUCCUAGCGCAGGAGUGCAAACCUACUUAACCAUGGCCGAACCGUCUGCACAAUCAAGCAAGAAAGAUGCGAAACGGCGCGUAAUUAAAGAUAUGAUAUCCGCGCCGAACAACUUUGAUCAGUCAUCGCUUACAUGCUGCAACUCCUGAUCAAGCGGAAACCGUUUUACAAAGAUUAAAUACCUUGGAACGGAACAUCUCACCGAGAGUUGAUGACCAGUCAAAGUACCAAAACUAUGUGACAUCCAGCGGAGGCACCUUGGCUUCAGGCAGUGGAGGUCCUUCAGGGCAACCAGCAGAAGGCGUACGGUCUUUCAAGGCACUCUUACAGCCAUGGCAAAAGAAAGGACCCGUACAGGGUGAUGCCAGGAACUCUGUUUCAGCACCACCAACAGUCGGCGACAGGGCACCGGAAGCUCCCGUUGUACAAAGCAACAGUGUUCAAUCCUUUACAUCUAUUACCGAGAAUUCUUCUCGGCCGUCAACGGCUGGCGGAAGCAAGACUAGCGUGUCUCGUGCCACUGUAGAGCGCUCGGUCGCUGCCAAGAUUUAUUUUGAGCAGUAUUUUGACCGCCUGUACAAAUCUGGCCCUACCGCAAGAGCAAAAAGGCGUCUUCAGCUUGAAUCAGAGUUAUCAAACAUGACAAUGACCGAGUCUGAGAAACGCGUUGUUCGUCAAGAAUGGCUUCACCGUGAAUCGGAGCGCAUGCGUCGUAUGCGGGAAAAGCUUUCCAUAGCUGAUUUUGAGUCCAUAAAGACAAUUGGGCAUGGAGCUUUUGGGGUUGUCCGGCUUGUCCGACAGAAGAGCACUGGUGAUAUAUUUGCCAUGAAGAUACUCAAGAAAUCGGAAGCGAUAAAGCGGAAUCAAGAAAGUCAUGUUCGUGCUGAACGGGACCUUUUAUCAGAGGCUGCUGAGUGUGCCAAUUGGGUCGUGAGGCUGGUAUAUACAUUUCAGGAUAACGAAUUCUUGUACUUUGUGAUGGACUUUAUGCCCGGCGGGGAUCUUUUGAGCUUGUUGAUAAAGUUGGAUAUUUUUGAGGAGGACUUUGCCAAACAUUACGCAGCAGAAAUGAUUUUGGCUAUCGAAGAAGUGCAUAAACUCGGAGUAAUCCAUCGGGACAUCAAACCCGACAAUUUUCUCUUUGAUGCAGACGGCCAUAUCAAAGUCACUGAUUUUGGGCUAGCUACAGACUUUCACUGGGCCCACGACUCUGCAUACUAUGAAGAGCAGCGAAGAAUCACGAUGCAGCGUGCCUACGGGGACGGUGAACCCAGUGCCAGCACAUCUCCAUCCUCCUUGACAGGGCUGUCUUCAAUGUCGACUGAGACCAGUUUACUUGGUGAAUCCGAAGCUGAUAUCUUCGCUCCACCGCCGCAUACCAAGAUUCUGCGCUGGAGGGAUGCAAAUCGAAAGCAGCAAGCAUUUUCGGUGGUUGGAACGAACAACUACAUGGCUCCAGAAAUUCUUCUCGGGACUGGGUACGACAAAGCGUGCGACUGGUGGUCUCUAGGCGUAAUUAUUUUCGAAAUGCUCUACGGCUUCCCGCCAUUUUGCAGUAAAACCCGGCAACAGACUAAACUCAAAAUUGUCAACUGGCGACAAACCUUGCGGUUUCCUGCUGAGCCAAAAGUCUCCAGAGAAGCACAAGAUCUGAUCAUGAAGCUGAUUUGUGACAAGGAGAGUAGAUUAGGUAGCGGACCAAUGUCGGCUACCCGCAGGUCAUCCAACACAACACCCCGUGCGUCCGCUGCAUCUGUAACCUCCCCGCUGUCGCAAAUGUCUGGUGAAGGAGAUGCGGCAGCAAUAAAAAAACACCCUUGGUUCCGUGAUAUUGAAUGGGAUGAAUUGGGAAGCCGUCCAGCGCCAUUCCGUCCAGAUCUAAAAAGCGAAGUGGACACAUCCUAUUUUGAUGAAGUGAACGAGGAAGAUGUGAUCAAAGAAGCCUGGGGAGGGAAAAGCAAGGGAGCUGCGGAUGAGACUGAGGACAUGUUGGAUAUGAGAAAAAGAUUGGCCUUUGCAGGGUUUACAUAUAAAGCACCUAGAAAGGACAGAGGAGAAGGAAGAAGCCCUGUUGGGGCUGCAUUUGGUAGUCCAGGACACCAGAGCAAGAUGGGGUCGCCCACAUCUGGUGGAUUUGAUAUAGAAGGAUGAUAUUGUAUCUCCAAUGUAUUAAAUUGUGUUUAUGUGGGAAUGGAUUGAAAAAAUUGCACUUUAUGAUGCUCGACAUGGCUUCCUUGGUCGUGUUUCGCAUGUUGCU
Messenger RNA from Spizellomyces punctatus DAOM BR117, 2465 nucleotides. RefSeq names its product AGC/NDR protein kinase, variant. Bases 848 to 2359 code for a protein of 503 amino acids. The transcript is spliced from 4 exons. Gene Ontology annotation, molecular function: ATP binding; protein serine/threonine kinase activity. The record is from RefSeq and is a predicted model, not a curated record. Lineage: Eukaryota; Fungi; Chytridiomycota; Chytridiomycetes; Spizellomycetales; Spizellomycetaceae. Gene Ontology annotation, biological process: intracellular signal transduction; peptidyl-serine phosphorylation.